UGCAUUAAAACGUAAAUUUCGAAACUCAACUUGCGGUCACGCUGUUCGCUUAAGAAGAAGAGACUGCAAAGCAAAACAGCAAGAACAAAAAAAAUAAAUACAUUAUCGGCCCAAGGAAUUGUUUGUUUCAUUAACUUGCAGAAAUCCGAGUUUCUAAUACGCAAGCAUACAUAAAUGGUUUCUACUUUUAUUGGCCUAUUGGAUAUACAAUCAUGGUGGGAGAUACCGUGUAUUUCGCAUUUCUGUUCAUUGUUUAGUUCCGCCUUCGAUUUACCGGACAUUGACAUAGAGGAUCUCGAGUCGGCGCUGCUCUCCGAUGGUACCAGCGAGGAGGAUCAAGUUGCCUUAGUGCCCGAAUUAAUUGUACGCCUUUUAACAGGCUGCGAUGCGCUACAAUCGGUAGCCAAUGAGAUUACACACAGCAACUAUCAGAUGUUUUUGCGCCGUUUUCUGCGUCAACAGUGUCGCCUGCAUCAGACAGAGAAUCACUUUGAUACGGACAUAGAUUUCCAGUCGCUGCCCGUUCGCAAGCGUUUACAAAUUCUGCACGAUCUGUGCCACUUUCGUUUGGACUCUGUCGAUGUGCAGGUCAUACUCAGCAAUCUAGAGGCGGACAGUUUGCGCGUUGAGCCGCUCGGCUACGACGCCAAGAACUCCGGCUAUUGGUAUUUCUACGGUACGCGACUCUAUCGCGAAGAUAAAGCCGCCGGAACGGGUAGUGCAUCCGGUUCGGGCAAAGCUGCAGCUGCUGCUGCUGCGGCAUUGAGUGCGGGCGCUGGUUCAAGUGGCAAAACAACCAUUGGCAGCAACGGCACCAUUUGGCAGGUUAUUUGCUUCACCGAGGAGGAUUGGCAGAACUUGGCAGCUAAGUUUAAGACCUCAACGAAUGGUAAAGAGCGUGAGCUCUUCCAGAUACUUGAUGAGAACUUUCUGCCCAAAUUGCCGCAGCUAUUUCGCGAGCGUGAACGUCUGAGACGCCGCAAAUUGCUACAAGUACGUAAUUCGAGUCGCAUACGGAAUCUAGCCGAGUUAAAGGCACGCCAGGAGGAGGAGCGCCUUAAGCGGGAUCGUGAACGUGAAAGAGAUCGUGUGCGUCGAGAUCGUCAGACCUCUCAGCACUUGGCACCGCCAGCGUCUCAGUCACGCUCGCGCAGACGUUCGCAAUCAACAUCAACGGCUAGCGGUAUUUCAACUUACGCAAGCUCUCUAAGACGUACAACAACAACUAAUUCGAGCGAAUUUCUGUGCCACAGGGAAACCUUUUGUCUCUCGCCAGAAGACGAUGACCAAAACGACGACGACGACGAGGAGACGACGCAAGACCAACAACAACAACAAGAGCAAGAGCAGCAACAGCAACCACAAGAGCAGCAACCGCAAUUAGCAGAGCAUCAGGAAGAGGAAGAGCAAGAGCAAGGGGAACAACAGCAGCAUCAGCAAGAGCAACAGCAACAAGAGCAUCAAUUAAGUGCUGCGUCAGAAGCAACAAGAUCUGAUAAAUUCCGUUCACCGGAACCGCCUAGAGAGAAAUCACAAACGCCAGCGAAAUUCAAGAGCAAGAGCCAUCAUCAUCAUCACCACCACCAUCAUCAUCAUCAUCAUCAUAAGAGGAAAAAGUCCGGGAAGAAGCAAAAGAAACGUUCACGCGAGCACCGAGAUCGGGAUAAAGAGCAUCAUCACUAUCAUCAUCAUCGACGGCGACACAAGCAUGCGUCUGAACUCGACGACGAGGACGCCAACAACAACACCGACAACAACAACGACCAACAAACAACAACAGCAAGCAACAGCAGCAGUGCAAUACCCGCAAUCGGUGUACGCAACCACACAAAGCGUCGUCACAGUCGCCAACAAUUGCAAACCCAUCCCUCGACACCUGAGCCGCCGCUUCACGCAACCUCGCUCAGUCCCGAGGAUAAGGAGAACUUUUGUCGUCAGCUGCAGUUGCUAGAUGCCAACUCGGCUGCAAUCGCGGUUGCCACAAGCAUUGCGGAUCUGAGUCUGCCGUCGCCCGUGGCGCAUGACAGCGAGGAGCAAUUGCAAUCGGAGCAACAAACAGCCGCAGCAGCAGCACAGACAACGCCCACAGUUGUUGCCAAACGCGAGGAGCAGAUGGCGCCAGCGGCGAAUGUUAAGCUGCCCGGCCGGCAAACCAAUAAUUCCCUCAGCUCCCUAACGGGCAACAUCUUCAUACCGACGGGCGCUGCAACCGGCGGCGCCAGCACAAACCAUCAACAGCAGCAGCAGCAGCAGCAGCAACACAACAACAACAGCAGCAGCAACAACACAUCAGCCGAUAGUACAACAGCCCGCUCCAAGAAGCAAAAGGCGGCCGCAGUUAGCUCAAGCUCAUCGAGUAAAACGGAACGCAGCGCCAGCAAAUCGGAGACGGUGAAAAGCAAGAAAUCAACAGCGGCAGCAGCAGCAGCAGCGGCGGCAGCAACAACAACAACAGCGACUGCACCGCCAUCCUCGGCCGCCUCGACGUCGUCCACAUCCAGCAAGGCGGAACGGCACAGUGGCGCCUACUCAGACAAGAGUGCCGAUGACUUUACCGAAACGGAGGAAGUGCUACAAAUCGGAAUGCAUAAGGUGCUCGUCUAUGUGAAGAAUCAUCGGGAUGCAUGGCCCUUCAUGGAUCCCGUCGAGGAGGACAUUGCGCCACGUUACUACUCCAUCAUCAGAAGACCCAUGGAUCUACUGAAAAUGGAGGACAAACUGGACAGUGGAGAAUAUCACAAAUUUAGCGAAUUUCGCAAUGAUUUUCGCUUAAUUGUAAACAAUUGUAGAUUGUACAAUGGGCACAAUAAUGAGUACACAGAGAUGGUUAAUAAUCUGCAGGAUGCCUUUGAUAAGGCGACCAAGAAAUACUUCGAUAAUCUCUCUGAUGACGAAGACGAUGAUCCGAAUUUAAGUUACCCCGCCGCCGAUUCCAAGAUGAAUGUAUUCCGCGAGAAAUACUUCAAGAAAAAGGUGAAAGACGAGGAGAAAGCAGGCGAAUCCUCGGUCAACUCAGCGUCCAGCAAACGUUUGCCUGACAGCAGCACCGAGGAGGACCAACAGCACAGCGAUACGGAGGCGCCGGCGGAGGCAACAGCACAUGCGCAAAAGCGCAAACGUAAGGAGAAGGAUAAACGGCGUAAAAAGAAGACGAAAAGCAAGGUGGAGAGAAGCGCCAACAAUGAGGAUCUGGACACGGAUGAGGAGGAUUUGGAGGCAGAGCCACCACCACCGCCACCUCCAGCGCCGACACAAGCAGUAAAGAAAAGCAAAACCAAUAAAGUACUUAAGGAGAAAUCUAAAGACAAGGACAAAGAGAAAGACAAAGAUAAGGAGAAGGAUAAGGACAAGGAAAAGGAGAAGGACAAGGAGCUGGCGUCCUCGAGCAAGCGUGGACGCAAAGCGAAAGGCAGCAAAUCCACACAGUCAAGCAAGUCCAGCAAAACACAAAAGACCAAAAAAGCAGGGAAAAAGUCAACGCCCGAAACUGAAUCCGAAUCGGAGCAGAGUGCGCCACCGAGCGAUCGUGGCGAGUCCAGUGACGAUGAGGAACUGGCGUUGGCCAAGGUGAAAUCCUUGGUGAAGCCAACGGCACGCUCGAUAGCAGCACAGAAGAAGAAAAUGGUGCCGGCGGAGUCGAAAGUAAAGACACCAACGCCGGUCAAGCGACAGCCAAAGAGCAAGAAAGGUGGACGCAGUCGAACCAAAGGGGAUCGUGAUCUGGAUGAUCACGAUGAUGAUAGCUCCAUGUCGGAUAUCAAUGUGAAGAAGCAGUUGCCACCAACAGCUGCUGCGGUGUUGGCUGAAUCGGCUGCUGAUCUCGAAGAGGACGACAAUGAUGAUGAUGAUGUCGACGACGAUGACGAUGCGUCGCGAUCUCGCAGCAUGUCGCCCUUUAAAGUUGAUCUUCACAAGAAAUACUCGAAGAGUGCGCUCAAUGAUGAUCUGUCCGAGCUGCUGACAACCGUCAAGAAGGUGACCAGCGCCGAGACAACAAAACUCAGUGCUCGUCAUGAGGGUGAUAAAUCCGAUCAGGAUUCCGAAACAGAUUUCAUGUCACUGGCCAGCUGUAGCAGCUCCGAUGAACGACGACGUCGUCGCUCGCCGCACGUUGUAAAGCGUGGCAAGAAAACAGAUUCACCGCCAGCCAAAAAGGAAAAAGAAAAGGAGAAGGAGAAAGAGAAAGACAAAGAGAAGGAGAAGGAUAAGAAACGUAGCCAAGACAAAGAGAAGGAAAAAGAUAAAGAUAAGGAUAAGGACAGGGAUAAAGAUAAAGACAAAGACAAGGACAAGUCACGAAAGUCCAAGAAGAACUCAGCUGAGUCAGCAGCUGCUUUGGCUGCAGCUGCCGAGCAGGCGGAGCUGGAAAUGUUGUUGCCCUUCAUGGACAAGUACGAUGUGAUCAAGUAUCGACGCAGUCGAGCAGCUCUCAGUGGUUCGAGUGCAUCCAAUUCGUUGGCACCCUCCGAGGACUCCAAGUCGAAUAGUGCCAAGAGCUCCACAUCCAAAAAGAAGCGAGAACAUGCUCCCGAGCCACCAGCGGAACACAAGCGUGGACGCAAGAGCAAGGAGCAGAAGCACGCCAAGGAGGCUAGUCGUGAAGUGGAGAAGCCAAGUAAGGUGGAGAAACGCGAGAAGUCUGAGGAGAAGCCCAAAAAAGCGGAGACGCCAAAAAACAGCGAAAAGCCACCGCGGGAACUGACGCCACCGCCAACGCCACAGCCUCCGCCAGUCGCAAAACCCGAGGCAACUGCUGGUAAGGAAGCGGCAAGCAAGUCUAGUGGUACUGCUGCCACCGGAGCCAACGCUAGCAAUGCCAAAGUCAAGGACACUGCUGCCAAAACGAAUAGCAAGAAACGCAAUACUGACAAACAAAUGCCACCGCCACCGAAGCCCGCUGAUAAAACCAAUGAAAAAUCCACUGGCAACAAGAAGCUGACGGGAAAGAAAGCGGCUGCAGCUGCACAGAAAGCUGGCCAAGCUGCGGCCAGCAACAAUGCGAAUCUGGAGGCUUUGGAUGUGGAGACUGAGCAAACGCUGAAGGACAUCAAUCGUUGGUUGGAGCAUACACCACGAUUCUCCGAGUUCAGCUCUGCAAGCAAUUCGCCAUCUCGGUACAAUCUGCUGGAUGACUUCGAUUCGGGUAUUGGCAGCAAACUGGAUGCGGCAGACUUUAGGCGACCUGUGGCACUGGCUGCACCCAAAGCAGAACUGGUGCCCACCAAGUUGGCGGAGGCCCUCAACGAGCUGGUCAGUGAUACUACAACCAAACCAGGAGCCAAAUCGGAAACGGAAACAUUGCCCACGGCCAGCAGCGUAAGCAGCAGCUGUGGGACACCACCUCAUUCGAUGCACUCGGGCAACUCCAUUGGUAGCACAUCAGCGACAGCGGCCAGCUCUAGUUCCGCUUGCUCCAAUUCCAAUUCGGCAGUUUCUGCGCCACAGGCACAGACGGCACCUCCAGUAGUCAGUCCUCCCGUGGCUGCCGUAGCGACAUCAGUGCCGCCUGUCAAGACCAAGGAGCCGAGUACCACACAGCUGUUGUUGGUGCCGCCACCGCCACCGCAUAUCAAGCAACAGAUGGCAAAGGAGGCGAAACGUAAGUCGCUGAAGGAGAAACUUGCAGUCACAGCUCAGGCGCAACAGGCAAAGGCCAAGGCGAAUGUGAUGCGCACCAUUGAACGGUUACAGCCAGGCAAGACCAAGGGAAAUCUUAUCCAGAAUGUGAGCAAGACUGAGGAGACGGAAACGUUAGUCUCGCCGGUUGUUAGCAAAACCAAGGAUCCCAAGAAUGCGCUUAUUACAGAGACUGAUGAUGGAGCGCCUAAGCUCAGUCUGGGCACAGUGAUCAAAACGCAGGAUUUUGCAUUGGGCAAAACCCUGGAAGAGUUGGCGGGCAAAAAGCAAACGCAGGAAUCGGAAAGUACACCGAAAGAGAAUUCCGAAGACUCGACGGCUUUGUCACCAAGUAAGGAGCCAACCAAACCUUUUGAGGCGCUCAUGGAGCUCAGCAAAGUCAGCAGUGAGUUGUCCUCGAAGGCGGCAUCGGAAGCCAAAGAGAAACCCGAUUGGAGUGCCUGGCUCAAAGCGUUUGGGGGACCUAAGGUUAAUAAGAAGUCCAGCGACGAGGAGAAACAGCAAACGCCACAGUCCUUGGCACAGGACGACACACGCGUAGCACCGCCAGCUCAUUCACCAGCUGCUGGGGAGAACAACUUCUCGCUGCCAGUUGUGAUGCGCACUCGCAAGCCAAGCACAGGCAGCACCAACUCGGAACGCAGUUCCUUUAGUCAGGAUCCCGACUCGCCGCGCAUAGCCAUCGAUGAGCGUUAUGGAUCCUAUGCGGCAGGUUCCUAUACUUCGCCCAUUGGUGCCUCGCCGAUUGGUGCUUCUCCCAUCAUGGUGUCGCCUAAGCCCAACGAUGAUAUGGGCAAACCAGCAUCGCCGUAUACAUUGAAUGGCGCUAUUAAGGUUGGCUUCUAUCAGGACACCACCACGAAGAGCAGUCCGGACAAGAGCUGCAGUCCGCGCGAGAUGAACUCGCCAUAUCCACAAUACUCGCAACAUAUUUACUCAUCCGCCUCCUCGCCAAAUGUUUCCACACCGGAACUGAGCGGCACUUCGCCUUAUGGUGGUGGCAAUAGCUAUAAUCCAUCUGGCUCGGAAGCAUCGAAGACGCCAGCAUACUCCUCCACCUCGCCGUUGCCCAUUUACGAUCAGUACAAGCAGCCGCGAUCACAGGAAUCCGAUUACAACUCCUCGAUGAGUCCGAGUACACCAAAUCCGCAUUCACCUUACCAACAGCCACAGAGUUCGCCCUACACCACGCCGCACUCAUCGCAGCUGUCUCCGUAUCACGCCCAGUCGCCCUAUCAUCAGCCCACACAGCAUCCGCAGCAACAGCAGCAGCAGCAACCCUCGCAUAGUCCGACAGCGCAACAGCAGCAGGCGCUUAGUCCGAUGCCCAGCAGCGUAGAUUCACCUGCUUCCUCGGCAGCCACACAGCCGCCUACGCCGUUGGCGCAAUCUCCCGCAGAGCAGCAGCAUUCGCCGUAUCAGCAGCCAGUGCUGUCGCCCUAUCAACAGCCGCAGCAGCAACAGCAGCAGCCACAACAGGCGACACCUGUGUUGCCAGCGCCUGUGACGAGCACUCAACCAGCAGCAGCAAGUGUGCCACUUGCGGCAGCAAUGGGCAACAAGGUGUACACGCCUACGCACGACAGCUAUCAGCAACAGCAGCAGCAACGCUCGUUGUAUAAUCCAGCAACACUGAUCAAUCCGUUGCCAACUGCAGCUGCAGCCGUCGUGCCACCUGCGGCACCUGUGGCUAAGCCGAGCAACAAUGAUUGGAACUUGGCGCACAGCCUGUUGCCACCCAAUCUGGGCAGCAAUCAGGUGCCGCAACAACACCAAAACCAACAACAACAGCAGCAACAAUCUUUGGUACAUCAACAGCAGCAGCAGCAACAACAGCAGCAGUUGCUUGGCAUGAAGCCCAAGUAUCCAACAUACGCGCAGUAUCAAUCGACCAAUGCAGCGGCUAAUGCAGCAGCUGCUGCAGAUAUUGUUGACGCACAGCAGCAGCAACAACAACAGCAGCAGCAGCAACAACAGAAAAUUGUGCCACCCAGUUACGGCAGCGAUAUGGCAACCUUUAUGCAGCAUCAAAUGCAACAGCCAGCGAAAACGGAUACGCUUAUCAAUCCAUUAAAACGACCUAAUGAGGAAAUGAGCAUGGAUUACAGUGAUGUAGGCAACACCAAUAAGAUGCCCAAGCUGGAUGAGAAUCGUGCACAGCCACAAUUGCUUGCUAUGCCACCACAGCAACAACAACAGCAGCAGCAACCAACACAGCAACAGCCUCAGGCUCAGCAGCAGCCCCAACAACAGGCGCAACAGCAGCAGCAGCAACAACAACAGCAGCAACAACAACAACAGCAACAGCCUCAAGUGCAAUCACAAUCGCAAUCGCUUAUCAACAAACAGCAGCAAAUGUUCAACAGCUUUUUGGGCUCGAUGGCGUUUAGCAAGCAGCUGGGUACAAUAGCGCCUGAUAAAGCAUUUGAGAUGUACAAUCGAGCUGCUGCUAUGGGUUUUCCCAAGGAGUUUGCUAAGGAUAAUAAUGCGUGCAAUAUGCAGCAGCAGCAACAACAGCAGCAGCAGCAGCAACAGGCGGCCGCUAACAAGCAACAAGCAAAUCAGCAACAGCAGCAACCACAAGCGCAGCCGCAUCUUACGCAGUUGCAACCGCCGCAUAAUCUAAACUAUCAGCAGCAGCAACAACAACAACAACAGCAGCAAAAGCAGCAGCAGCAGUUGCCUUUGCAGCAACAGCCGCCGCAUAAGCCGCUUAACUAUGGCAACAACACCAAUAAUCUGCAGCACCAACAGCAACCACAACCUGCACAGCAACAAGAGGUUCAACAGCAGCAGCAGCAACAACAACAGCAGCAACAUGCUCAACAGCAACAGCAGCAACAGCAGCAGCCACAUAAUGCCUACCAACAGCAACCACAGCUGAAUCACAACUAUGCGCCAGCAACACAACAGACAGCUGCCGGUAAGCCAGCAGCAACACAGUCCGCUGUGGCUGGCAAUAGCGAGAAUAGCAACAUGUUGCAGCAUCUGACCGCAACUGCGCAUCAGCAUCACCUCAGCCAGACACAUCAUUUGGCUGCCUACAACAAGCCGACGCCGCCACCGCCGCAGACCUACAACAAUCCAUUGAUGCAUCCACUGGCCGAGUCCAUGCUGGGCUAUCCGGUCAAUUACUUUGACAAGAACAUGCCACCAGCUGCGCAUAUGUACAGCGCUGCUUCCAGUGCGGCAACAGCUUACGGCAAUCCUGCACAGCAACUGCCUGGCAACUAUGUGCCCGGCAGCAACAGUGCCGCACAGCCGCAGCAACAACCACCGCACCAACAAGCACCCGUUGCUGUGGCUCCAGUUGAAGUCAAGGCGCCGGCUAAACGUGGACGCAAGAAGAAGGCUACCACAACGGCAGCAGAAACAAAUGCAAAGGCGCAACAGCAGCAGCAGCAACAACAGCAGCAGCAACAACAACAACAGGUGGCAGCGCAACAGCAACAGCAGCAACAAGUGGCUGCACAACAACAGCAGCAACAACAGCAGCAACAGCAGCAGCAACAACAACAGCAGCAACAACAGCAGCAAAGUCAACAGCAAGCAAUGUCACAGUACAACAUGCCGCAGAUGCCAACGGCAGCAGCUGCUGCUCACGCUCAGGUGCUACACCAAGGCUUUCAGCUGUACGCGGGUCUCAAGUCUGGGGGUGUAGCAUCGCCAGCCGCGGGCACAGCAGCUGCAGCAGCAGCAGCGGCCGCGGCAUCUUCAGCUGGCGCUGCAUCGACCACUCAAACGGCAGCGGAUGCAGCAGCCAUCUCGCUGAAGACGUCCACGGGUGCCAUGGUGCCUGGCAGCGCCUUUAAUUUUGGUCCCACACCGAGUGCUUUGGGACUGUACGGCGAUCAGACGAGCAGCUAUUUGGAUCAGUUCCGUGAGGCAUCGAAUCCGUAUUAUAUGCCACCAGCGCCGGCGCACAGUGGAGCGACGGCCAAUCCGGCUGGCAAUGCGGCGGACAAGAGUCAGAAUCCACUGAAUACGGCAGCUGGUUCAUAUCCAUUUCUGGCAGCAGCACAUCCCUCGACACGAGCGGCGGCAGCUUAUCCAUUUGCCGCCUCGCAAUUGGAUGCGAAUUCGCAGCUAUAUCAGCAGUAUCUACGUCGCGAUGAUUUCCACGCACGGAUGAUCUUCAAUCAGAGCCUGUUGGGCAGUCCGGCUGCAGCUGCUGCUGCCGCUGGCUAUGGCCAGCCACCGCCGCCGCCUGCCGCCUACAGACCCUCGGCGUUGGGCAUGACCAAGCCAUAUGAUAUCAAUCGACAAUGGUUUUAGCAGUACGCCAGCGCCGCCAAUGUAGACUUGCAGGGCGACGACUUGAAUGCGUCAUCUGCAGCAACCACAACGGCGGCGACAACGGCAGCAGGUGGCGCAUCAACCGCAGCAACAACUGCAGCAGCAGCAGCAGCGACGGCUGCACAAACUCAGCGAUGAAGAGAUAUCAUCAUCAUCGAUCGGGCGGUGGCCUUCUUUUCAUCAUUAUAUAUAUAAUUUCUGAUCUGAUAUUAGGAUAUAUCUACUAAUUAAUUGCUGACUCGAAUUCUAGUUUUGUUAGAUUCGCGACGACUGUUUUCAUUGUGUAUGUGUGUGUGCCCUGAUACUGAGAACCCCCUCUAACCAAACCUCUUUGUGCCCUAAUCCUAGUGUUAACUCUUUCGUGCUUCACUUCUAUUGUGCAAUGUUUCCAAACUGUUUCCCACUGAGUAGUCCCCACUCCGCCCCCGCCCCGCUCCGUUUAACUGCACAUGACACACCGUUCGCAAGUUACUUGGUAGUUUUCUUCAUCUUAGAACAGUCUUUAGUUGAUAAGUAUUUUUGUUAGAUUGUAAAAAACGAGUUUAGUUUGUUUAGAGAACGACAAGCUGGAUUGAGAAACACACAAAACAAAAGCAAAAAAACAGAACAGAUUCUAAGAAUUGUUUCAAAAAAGCUUCCGACUAUAUAUCUUGUAGGCCUUUAGUUUUCAGAAUUUAACUAAAAAUGUAAAUUAGCUAUUAUUAUAUUAUAUUAUAUAUUAUUACUAUUAUUAUUACUACUACUAUGUACUAUUAUUAUUAGUUUUUAUACGAUCGUGCAGCGGGUAAUUUGUUGAAAUAUUUAUUAAUAUAUUCCAAAAAAACAAAACAAAACAAAAACAAAUCGAAAACAAUACAAAAAUUGCAAACAAUUUUUAGUUCAUAGAAAGCCAAACAAGUUGUACUAUAAACUUUUGUUAAUUAUGCUAAGUAUGGUCUAAACUUAAAUCCAAAGUAAACAACAACAGAGAUAAAUAAAAAUUAACACACACACACACACACUAACACCUUCAUACACUCACACACACAAACGUAUAUACUCAUAGCUCGCAUGUGCAACAUUCCGCCAUGAUUUCAGAAUCCUUUCCGGAAUCAUUUUCGCUGUACAUACAAACACACAGAGUUAAAACAACAAGAAGAACAACAAAAUACACAUCUCAAAUUGUAGCUUUAAAUGCUGUAAAAAGAAAAUUAAUGAAAAACAAACAAAAGAAACAAAUUCAAAAUAUGUAAUUUCAAUGCAAGAGCGAAAAGCAAAUGCAAAUUUAUGAAAGGUAAAUGAAAAAAGUGUCUUAGUCGCUAUUAACAUAAACAUAAACAUAAACAUAACAUAAACACGAAGCAGAAAAACGCAUAUAAUACAACAAGAGAACCCCUAAUUAUACAGAUAUUUAAUAAAUAUAUAUAUAUAUAUUUAGAAAUACGAAAUAUUAUGAAAAAGAUAGUACGGAAAAUAGAGAGAGAGAGAGAGGAGCGAACCACAAUAAAUAUAAAUAUAAAUUAAUUAAGUUGUUAACGCUUAUGUUUUGCAAAGGUAAAUUUUAAAUUUUAUAAUGAUAAAUAGUUUAUAAAAUAAUGAAAACGAAAAACAAAUCGGUACCUAGAGCAUAAAGAGCAGCAACAAACACAAACAUAUUUAAAGAACCACAAAAACAAGCUAAACAAAAUAUUAUAUUAAUAACAAUUUAUGUAUAAUCAAUGUGCACAUACACCAAUGUGUGUGUGUGCAUGUGUAUACACACAUAUACAUAUGUGUAUGUAUUUGUAGUAAAUAUGUGUAAGUAUGUACGAUAUUAGAUGCAAACACAGAGAGAGACAUACAUACAUAUGUAUAUGUAGCUAUACAUGAAUACAAAAUAAAUUACAAUAAAGAAUU
Messenger RNA from Drosophila albomicans, 11808 nucleotides. It is a transcript of the gene dikar, whose product is annotated as protein split ends. The coding region runs from base 175 to 9912 and encodes 3245 amino acids. The transcript has 10 exons. The record is from RefSeq and is a predicted model, not a curated record. Gene Ontology annotation, biological process: chromatin remodeling. Lineage: Eukaryota; Metazoa; Arthropoda; Insecta; Diptera; Drosophilidae. Gene Ontology annotation, molecular function: protein binding. Gene Ontology annotation, cellular component: CERF complex.